AUUACAUAGUGUUCCUCUCUGCUACUCUUCGCUCUUUCUCUACACGUCCCACCUUGUCUCUUGACCAUCAUCAUCAUGUCUGCCAUUCCGCUGAAUCCCUCGUCCGACUCGUCUCGGACUCGGGUAUCCGCAAAUCAAUUCAAGAUACAGUCCCAGUUCGAAGACGCUAUUCGCGAGACUCUGCUCCAAGUUCAAGGCUUCCACGAGCUUAUUAUUACCGAUCUACCCCUUGGCUGGGAGAAAUUUCUCUGGGAGUUCGAGGAAAAUCUCCCUCACAUUCGAAAAUCCUACAACCCAAAGAUCCGUACAUUGCGACUCAAAAUCAUGCCAAGUGAGAUCCACGAUUGCGUCUAUGAAUGGUUAAGCCUCUCUAUGGUCGAAGCCGGUAUAUCACAGUUCAUAAUCCCUCCCGAGCAUUUGCAAAUUCGUCUUAAGUAUGGUACAGACGUUAACUUUAUAAGUGGUCUAUACUGCGGACUUCGAAAGCAGCCAGAUACGCUCUUCCGUACCCCCUCCCAGCCUCUUCCUAGAGUUGCUAUAGACGUAGGAUGGAGCGAGUCUUAUAAUGACCUACUCGAUGAUAUGAACAGGCUACUUAUCGGUGGGAAUAGGGAUAUUAAGAUCGUCAUUAUUAUUAAAUGGACGAAGCACACGAAUCAGACUGUGAGCGGUAUCCUAGAGCUUUAUAGACUCGAUUCACAAGGUAUGCCGAGACGCCGUCAGAGUGAAACCAUUUUCCCUAUGCCCACCGGCGAUCCUCUUCAGCCGCUGAACAUUCAACGACGUGACCUCUACUCUGUCCCGGCCGGUCGGAAUCCCAAUGAAGCCUUUCCCUUUAAUAUUCGCCUACUACGCUUAUAUUAA
Messenger RNA from Penicillium brasilianum, 864 nucleotides. The record is from the annotation of a GenBank genome assembly. Lineage: Eukaryota; Fungi; Ascomycota; Eurotiomycetes; Eurotiales; Aspergillaceae.